Molecule: messenger RNA, 1029 nt
Organism: Vicia faba (fava bean)
Lineage: Eukaryota; Viridiplantae; Streptophyta; Magnoliopsida; Fabales; Fabaceae
Source: the annotation of a GenBank genome assembly
AUGGAAAGAGUGUUUUCAAUUGCAGAAAUUACUGAACAAUAUUGGUUAACAUCUAAGGCUUGUAAAGAAGGAGAAUCAAAGAUGAAUAGAAGUGAUUCUGAAUGGGCUUUUCAACAGUUUCUUCAACAACAACAUGAAGAAGAAGCUGCUAAUACUUCUCAUGCAAAGCCUUGUUCUUCUUCUUCAACUUCAACUUCUUCUUCCAACGUUGAUCUCAAACUCAAUAAUAAUAAUAUCAAUGAUUCAGAAGAUUACUAUGCUAUCCUCAAAACCAAGCUUGAUCUUGCCUGCGCCGCAGUCGCCAUGUCUAGGGGAUCUUUGGUGAAAUCUCAGGAACCUGACAAUGGAUCACAUGCACCUUAUGCUUCUGAACAUGGACCUAUUCCUGCUUUAAAAGGUUUGGAGAAUAAAGAUGUCAUGAAAGUUGUGCAGAAGAAGCCUGUUGUUUCAAUCAGGUCAACAACAAGUUCUUCAUCAGAUGAUGAAGAAGCUGAGGGAGAGAUUAAUAUGAACGGAGACAUGAAUCCUUCAGAUGCUAAAAGAGUAAGAAGGAUGCUCUCUAAUAGGGAGUCUGCUAGACGUUCGAGACGAAGAAAACAAGCUCAUUUAUCCGAGCUCGAAACACAGGUCUCUCAAUUAAGAGAUGAAAAAUCUUCAUUGUUAAAGAAUUUAACAGAUGUGACUCAAAAAUACAAUAAUUCUGCUGUUGACAACAGAAUAUUAAAAGCUGAUGUUGAAACAUUAAGAGCAAAGGUGAAGAUGGCUGAAGAGACGGUUAAAAGAUUUACCGGAUUGACUCCAAUGAUGUUUAAUGAAAUAUCGGAAAUAUCAUCAAUGGGAAUGGGAAUGUCAUUAUUUGAUGGAAGCCCUUCUGAGUCAUCAGCUGAUGCAUCUGUGCCAGAAGCUGAAAGUAUGCAGAAAAACACUGCAGCAGGGAACAAGAUAGGAAGAACAAACUCCUUGCCGCGAGUGGCUAGCUUGGAACAUCUGCAGAAUCGGAUUCGCGGUGGCGCUGAUGAAGAGAAGUGA